CUCAUAUCUGCAACAGACGACAGAGCACUAUCUCUGCUGAGACACCAUGGCUGAGAUCCACACAGACAUUGUGGAGGAAAAUUUCUACAGCGAUUCCAAUGACAGCAUCCAGGAGGACAUACACUUCCAGCAGUUCCGCAAGUUCUUUGUGCCUUGCAUGUAUGUGGUGGUGUUCAUCUGUGGCCUGGCGGGGAACUUCCUGGUGCUGGUUAUACACAUCUUCUACCAAAAGCGGAAGAGUCUAACGGACAUGUUCCUAAUGAACUUGCCACUGGCUGACCUGCUGUUUGUCUGCACUCUGCCCUUCUGGGCCUAUGCAAGCAUCCAUGAGUGGGUCUUUGGCAACAUCAUGUGCAAAACCCUGCUGGGUAUCUAUACCUUGAACUUUUAUACAUCCAUGCUCAUGCUCACCUGCAUCACUGUGGACCGCUUUAUUGCAGUGGUUCGGGCCACUAAGGCUUAUAAUGAGCAGGCCAAGCGGAUGACCUGGGGUAAGGCCAUCUGCUUGACUGUCUGGGUGGUCUCCCUGCUGGCUUCCUUGCCACAGGUCAUCUAUGGCAAUGUCCUGCACUUAGACAGGUCUAUCUGUAGGAAUAAUGACGAGGAAAUUUUUACUGUGAUUCUUGCCACUCAGAUGACACUGGGGUUCUUCCUGCCAUUGCUUGCCAUGAUAGUCUGCUACUCAGUCAUAAUCAAGACCCUGCUUCAUGUCCGAGGCUUCCAGAAGCACAAGUCUCUAAAGAUCAUCUUCCUGGUGGUAUCUGUGUUCUUGCUCACCCAGACUCCCUACAAUCUUGCAAAGCUCAUCGGCAGCACGAGCUGGGAGUAUGAAACCAUGAUCAGCUUUGACUAUGCCAUCACAGUGACGGAGGCCAUUGCCUACCUGCGGGCCUGCCUUAACCCUGUGCUGUAUGCUUUUGUUGGCGUGAAGUUUCGGAAGAACUUCUGGAAACUUGUGAAAGAUAUUGGCUGCCCUUACUUGGGGCCCUCAAGUCAAUGGAAGUCUUCUGAGGACACUUCUAAGACUUGUUCUGCCUCCCACAAUGCAGAAGUGACUAGCAUGUUCCAAUUGUAGUCCUCAGGGUCUGGAAAGCUGCUCAGCAAUUUACAGGAGUAUGGCUGAGUCCUCUGCAUGCCAUGAGGGAGGCUUUGUCUAUAGCUUGUACAUUGCCAUUGGAGAAGGAAUCAAAUGUUGCAGUUGGUGCAGAAUGAACUUCUUAGACAUAUAUACUCUGUUUGCUCAGGUUUGACACCUUAUUUUGUUUUCUUCCUCAACACCUGGGCCUAAAGCUCAAUAGGGCAGCUAGAAACUGUCAAAGGCUUUGCUUCCUCUUUCCCCAAGAAUCAGGGAAUGAUGUGGGACUCCUAGGACAUCAGGUUCUCCUUUACUGGGGCCAGGGCUGCAAUCUGAGGAGGGGACACAGCCAACAGUGCUGCUGAUGGCAGGGACACUCUGGGCUCCCAGGUUCAAGAGCUUCUUGUGGCUAAUGGAAAGCAAGAGAGAUGAGAGCAGCCAUGAAAACCAGUGCUGGCACAACGUUCAGACUUCAAUCACUAGGCACCUGGCAGAGGUGAGAAGAGGUUCUGCCUUACCUUGGGGCUUGGCUGAUACAGGUUCAUGUUUAUAUUCUCUUUGAUUAAACCUAGAAGGAAUAGCACCAGGAUAUAUGAAUGAGCCAGAACCAAUCAGAGUUGGCUGAGAAUUCCAGUGGUCCAGAGACUGCUAAAAAAUGUACAUGUGCAAAGCAGAGUUUAAGACUCUGACCAUUCUAAGCAGUACUUCUGAAAUGGGUUCUUUGGUGGAUUUACUCAUGUAAAAUUUGAAUUAUCCAAUGCCUGACACACACAUAAGUCACAUGUAAGUGUAUAAAACAUACACACAUCAAAGAGCAUCUGAUUUUCAUGACUAAGAAAUAAAA
Talpa occidentalis (Iberian mole) is the source of this 1919-nucleotide messenger RNA. RefSeq names its product C-X-C motif chemokine receptor 6 (gene CXCR6). Gene Ontology annotation, molecular function: C-X-C chemokine receptor activity; coreceptor activity. Gene Ontology annotation, cellular component: membrane. The transcript is spliced from 2 exons. The coding region runs from base 47 to 1075 and encodes 342 amino acids. Lineage: Eukaryota; Metazoa; Chordata; Mammalia; Eulipotyphla; Talpidae. Gene Ontology annotation, biological process: immune response; G protein-coupled receptor signaling pathway; inflammatory response. The record is from RefSeq and is a predicted model, not a curated record.